AUGGCAAAGCGCUCGGCUGCAAGGCGGGUGGUGCUCGUACUCCCGGGACCUCAGAAAGCCAGGCCUGAAACGGAGGCGCUGGGGAAGAUGGCGGCACCAAACAUGGCGUUAAUCGCUGCCUCCUUGGAGAGAUCCUUCCAGAAUUUUUCGUUGAACAGCGGCGGUGGAGGGAGUAGCAGUAGCAGCAGCGGUGGCGGAGGCGGUGACGGUGGUGGAGGCGGUGGCGGUGGUGGAGGUGGAGGUGGAGGCGGAGUGGAGGAUUCGCCGGUGAGUUUGUCGCCGGAGGUUGCGGCGAUUACGUUGGAACUGAAUUCUGACAGAGCGUUGCCGUUUCAUUGGGAGCAAUGCCUCGAUUUGAAGACGGGGGAGAUAUACUACAUAAACUGGAGGACGGGGAUGAAGGCUACGGAGGAUCCCCGGACGGCGGCGUACUACUCGGAGGAGGAGUACGACAGCAGCGCCUACGGCAGCGACGACGGCGCCGACGACGAAUCGUCGUCGGAAUCGUCUCCGUCUUCGUCGCGCGAGCAAUGGAGCGGUAACAAUAACGAUCCCCAACUUUUACAUCAUAACGCAGAAACCAAUGAAAUUGCUAGCAGAAACAGCAACAGCGAUGAUGCUUCGAAGAACGUGCUGGUUGUGGCGGGAUGCAAGAGCUGUUUGAUGUACUACAUGGUGCCCAAACAGCUCAGCAUUUGCCCCAAAUGCUGCGGUCAUCUCCUGCACUUUGAUGCUGGCUCCUCCUCCUCCUCAUCGUCUUCUUCAUGAAUCCUUUAAUUUUUUUUUUUUUUUUUUCUUUACCUGCUAAAAGAAAUUGAAUAAUUAUUCUGGGAAUUAAUUUGAACUUGUCGAAACUUUAAUUCUUUAGCAAGCAUAACGGACCACAUCUCUGUUCUUGCUAGUGUUUUUUUUUAGCUUUGGGUUGUUUGAUGCUUACUGUUUGUGGCCCUAGGAGUAUCAAUAUAUCAUGAUUCUUGUUGCUGUGAUUCUUGAUCAA
This is a messenger RNA of Andrographis paniculata, 997 nucleotides long. Its product is annotated as protein CURLY FLAG LEAF 1-like. Gene Ontology annotation, molecular function: protein binding. The transcript has 3 exons. The record is from RefSeq and is a predicted model, not a curated record. Bases 1 to 768 code for a protein of 255 amino acids. NCBI's taxonomy places the organism in Eukaryota, Viridiplantae, Streptophyta, Magnoliopsida, Lamiales, Acanthaceae.